AAAUCGUGCAAAAAGAACAGAUCUCGUUGGUGUUAGUAGCGCGGUUGAUCGUCAUUGGAUCGCGUUGAGAAGCGAUUUCGUAAGUUGCGAUGGUGAGUGGUGGUAAGCCGGGAAUAUCGUCGAGCUUGAGCCCGCGUCUACUCGCUGUUCGUUCCUGGCUAUCACUAGUUGCAAUUGGCAACUAUCGGCAACGAUUCACACUCGAGAAUCGAGAACACGCGGCAGGCGUGACGAUUGUUCGCGAAUGACCUGGCAUUGCUUUCGCGAGAGGAGCUUUCCGCGCUUAUUCGAGGACGAGGAUCAUGUAUACCGUGUCAAAGGGACCUAGCAAGAUUGUAGCGAAAACACGACGAGGGAUAAGUCAGAACCUUGAAAGACUGGAAACUCUACGUGAUCUGACGAGAAAGGCCGACGUCGAGGAUGACCACGAGAUCACCCGUCACGUACCAAAACCAGUCUUCCAUAUGAAUGGAAAAUCCAAGUUUAUCUCGCAGCGACAUCAGAUGCAAGAAGUUAUCACACCACAGCAUGAGGAACUUAUUAAAUUUAUUUAUGAAUCAUGGAAUCAAAUUAAUAUGCGGCAAAGAAGCGAAUGUUGCAAUGGCACAGAAUGUGCAGAACUUUGCAGUCCUAAGGAUACGAUAGUAUAUUACAACGAUGGUGAACCAAAUGAUAAUCUUCAAGACUUUAAACCGUUUGAUUUGGAAUCUUGGUGGGGCAAACGAUUGUUUAACAAUAUCACGAAGUCACUCUGAGAUAUUGAAAAAACUAAAAUUCUUUUUCCGAAGACUUGUACUUGGAAGUAAUUUGGCAGCUGAUGUUACAUGAAUUAACCAAUGCCGCGUUUAUGAAGCGUGUGAUUUAAAUCUGAUCGGGUCGAACAAUUGGUAAGGUAGUAUUAAAUAUAGAUCUCGGAAUUCAAUACACAUAUAUACCAAAUCCAAUCGAAUUGUGGAUUAAAUUAUCGCUCUCGUAUCGAAUUGUACGUAAUACACGUAUUACAAUUACAUCGCAUCACAUGUUACAAAGCACCGAGUCAAUAUAUGAGCGAGCUUGAAAUAUACACGCGUAAUGCGCAAUAGUAGUUAUAAUCCAGUUAAUAAUCCAAAUAGUUUAAUAACGAUUGUUUAUAUGCAUUUGUUUGUUAAUGAACUUUCUACAAAAUAUGGAUUUCUUAUCGUUGCUCCAUUGUUAGAUUUGCUCAAUUUUAAUAAGAUGCAGAAUAUAUUUGACGUUCAUGUAUGAGAGCUUUGAGAUGCUGCAGCAGAACUUUUGGUAGACAAUAAGUAGGUUUGGUAGACAAUAACAUAUAAGAUACGCAAAUACAAAACCAGUCGUUAAAAGAUCCUGAGUUCUGAGUAGAUUUUAAACACGGUUAAAGAAACCGAAGAACCGAGGAUGCGAUCCGGUAUGCAGUGCGUAUGUAUCAAGUAAAACUAACAUAAGUAUGAACAAAAGACCCAAAGCUGUGCGGUAUGAAUUCUGCGUGAGAUUGGUGAAUUUUUACCUUAGAAUGUUGUAUAUAUUGCAUGCAAUGAUCGCGUGAAUGCAUGACCUAAUGUUGCGGGUAUUAUUAUGACGAUCACGUCUGAAUACACUUUUACAUAAGCAAAGAUUUAGUAUAAAUUUGUAGACUGAUAAUAUGUAAGAGAAUUGUCAUUCUGUUACUCGUAGAGUCGCAGCUCGCGAUCGCUGAUAUAAUCUAUUACCGAGCUCACUCAUCGAAUUGUUAUAUUAUGGCAAGUUAAAUUGUUUCUUCCUCGCGUCGUUACGUAUCUGUUGGACUAUUGUAAUGGCUGUCGGAUUAGCGACAAUUUAAAUGCCACAAUAUCACGCGUGUCUGACAACGCGCAGUUCGCAAAAGUAGUCGUGAUGUAGUGCAAUAAAAUUCAGCCGUGCGCAGCUGAAUUUUAUACAAUCAUGAAUAAAUACCUCUUCAUACAUACA
Pogonomyrmex barbatus (red harvester ant) is the source of this 1947-nucleotide messenger RNA. RefSeq names its product MAPK regulated corepressor interacting protein 2. The record is from RefSeq and is a predicted model, not a curated record. Lineage: Eukaryota; Metazoa; Arthropoda; Insecta; Hymenoptera; Formicidae.